AUGAGAGGCACAAACCGACGUCGUCCGACGGAAUCCUUCAAUCAGCCACCACCUCCACAACCAACGCCCGACCUCUAUGGAUCCCGAUUUGGUGGUCCACGCGAUUCCGAUGCCAGUUUCGCCAGCAGCCGCCCCUCAUCCGCUGGCAUCGGCCGCGCCUCCAUCGCCGCCGACCUCUACUCCGAUCGGUCCCACCAAAUCUCCGCAAUUCGCGCCAUCAACGCUUUCCUCUCCUCGCACUCGUUCCAGAUCCUUCUACCGCCCAAACAAGUCCCCUCCGUCAAGGACAUAGUGGACAUUAUCAAAUUUCUCAUUUCGAAGCUCGAUUACCCUUCCACAGCUAAGUUUGAAGACGAUCUGUUUGUAAUCUUGAAAUCCCUAAAUUGUCCUUUCAAGAUUAAUAAAUCUACGCUUAGGUCACCGAAUUCGCCUCACAAUUGGCCUUCGUAUCUGGCUUUGAUGCACUGGCUGGUGCAAAUCGCGUCGUACAACAAUCACUUAUCAAAUAAUUCGGGUUCAUUUGCAGAGAAUAACAGUAUGUAUUUGUAUGCGUUGGAGAGUUAUUUGAAUUAUAUACGAGGAGAUGAUGAUUCUGUGGAGGAAUUGGAUAAGGAGUUUAUUGGGAAGGUGGAGAAAGAGAGAGAUAGUGUGAGCGAAAAUGUGAUUCAGUUGGAGAAGAAGGUGAAGGAAAUGGAGGGAAUGAAUACGGGGCCAACGGAAAGGGAGAGAUUAGAGAAGGAGAAGGGUGUUUUGGAGGAGGAUGUGAACAAGUUCAAUGCGAUGAUUGCGGAGUUUAACACGAGGAUAGAGAAGAUGGAGAAAGCGGUGGAGGAGAAAGAGAGGGAAAUGGCGGACAAAGUGGAGGAGCGUAAGAGGAUUUGUGAAGAGAAUGAGGAGUUAAAGAAGAGAGUGGAGUUGCAGACGUUUAAUGCACGUGAUGUGGAGAGGAUGAGGAGAGAGUUGCAGGCAGUGGAAAGAGAUAUUGGGGAUGCAGAGACUGCUAGGAAUUCUUGGGAGGACAAGAAUUGGGAUCUUGAUGCUUCGUUGGGACAUAAGUUUAAGGAACUUGAGGCGCUUUCAAUGGAGUGCAAUCAGGCAAUUAGAAGGUUAAAACUUGGUAUUGAUAUCCAGUAUGUGUUGAAUGUAAAAGGGUCUACUCCUGCUGAGGUAAUGGGUAUUGACUACAAAUCCACACUUAAGCCUGCCCUUGAAUCCUUUGCUGAUGACAUAAAAAAAAGCUCAAUGGCAAAAUUGGAAGAGUUGAUUUCCCUGCAGCAACAGUCAUCUGAAAUGGCUGCCAAAAUUGAGGGAAAAAGAAUUCGUAUUGGUGCACUUCAGUCCCAUAUUGAUGAAAUGGAAGCCCAGUUGAACUUAUUCAGGAAGGAGACGCAAGAGCAUGCUUAUAGAUGUGCAGCAGAAUCCAGAAAGAUGGUGGAGGAUGUUCAAACAGAAGCUCAAAACUUGGAUAUGGUAGAAAAAGAAGCAGCUGAGGUUCUGAAGGUCUCUGAAUUGAAGUUGCAGGAAGCAAUCAGACGAAGUGAAGAAGAAAUUCAGACACGCGCUUGCGAACUGUUUGCACUAGUUGAUUCAGUUUCAAAAUAUAAAGAAUACAUGGAGUCCAAAAUCUUGGAGAUGAAGAGCAGUCUCUCGGAAACUGCUUUAACUGUCUCAGAAGCCUACAAGAAUUCCUUUCCACCUCAAUUUGGUUAAUACAUUUGAUGCAAGCAGCUAAGUAUACUUAAAAAUGUAAAUAUUUUUUACUAUUAAUUGUUCCUUCUUAAACCCCUUAUUUGCUUGCUGCUUUAUGGCUUGUAUCUACUAUCAAUGUUCUUAAACCUUUUUCAAUAUUUUCGUUGCUUAGUUUAGGAAUGGCUGGGGCUCAACAUUCCAGGAUUUGUGAUGACAAUCAGUGUAGGAAUUUAUAUAUAUCCAGAAAUAUUAUUACU
Pistacia vera is the source of this 1946-nucleotide messenger RNA. RefSeq names its product kinetochore protein NDC80 homolog. The record is from RefSeq and is a predicted model, not a curated record. Bases 1 to 1710 code for a protein of 569 amino acids. Gene Ontology annotation, cellular component: Ndc80 complex. The transcript has 4 exons. Gene Ontology annotation, biological process: attachment of mitotic spindle microtubules to kinetochore. NCBI's taxonomy places the organism in Eukaryota, Viridiplantae, Streptophyta, Magnoliopsida, Sapindales, Anacardiaceae.